GCAUUUGAACGUGAGCUGUCUGAAGAUGAUCCAAAGAACAAUAUCAAGCAGGCAAUUGGAUGCUAUAAGCCGGAAGCUGAGGGAACAGGACGAGUGAAAGAGGCUGAGAAGCCUUGCCCCACUGGGUGCCAUUGGAACCAUGGCUGUGGGACUGAGUUUCCAAAGCCAUCUUCUGUCAAGGGCAGAACUGGGUAGCGGAGGAGCCUCUGGUGACUCCUAGAAGCAGGCAGGUAUUAGCGCUCCUACAGUCGGGCGCACUCCUGGGGUGCUCAGGUCAGGCGGGAACAGAGUGCGACCCGGUUCCUUCGAGGGCACCUCGCGCCUCGAGGAGCUGCCAGGGAGAGGGGUAUGGGCAGCCCCAGAGCACCUGGCUGCUGUCGGGGCAGAGGCAUCUCUCAGGUCUGGAACUGGCCAAGGCAGCAAGUCCCCUUUUCACCUCCCGCUGGCCCCGGAGCCCUCAGACCCAGAAUUUGGAACCCAGACUCGGACGUUGCACCGGCUGCCUCGUGGGCAAGAGGAUCUGCUCUCCCUCUUAGGGCAGCGGCUUGGACGCGAUUGGACCCGCCCGCCUGCUUGCUGCUCUGGGACGAAAGCCCCCGGAGCCUGCUUGGCGUGACCACCCGGCUCUGACCCCCUCGCGCCCCCGCGCGUCCAUCUCUGUUCCCAGAGCGAUGUAAGUGAUGUAAGGCGGCCAGGCUCGCGCGCUUUCCUCCUGCCGGGACAGAGUCCUCCCUCCUCGCCGGUGGCAGCGCUGCGCGCCCACUCUGCUCGCUGCGCCAGGCUCUGCUUCCAGAGCUCCCGAGACCUACACGCCAAGAGCCAGGCUGGGAAAGACCCUCCUCCUCUGUCCCACCUCCUAUGUGCGGUGUCGGUGGAAAAGCCAGGCUCGGCUCUCAGAACCUAGGGAGAGGAUCAAGGGACAGCCUAUACGAAGGUUUCUGGAGACAUUCCGGCUCUUCCCAUUUACGGGAGGUGACAGGAGCCUUCAGAGGAGAGAAGGGGUGCUCCCUGGCUACCAAAGCAGCUCCCAACCUGAAUGGAGUGAAAGAUGCGGCCUGAUGACAUAAAUCCGCGGACUGGGCUGGUGGUGGCCCUGGUCAGUGUUUUUCUGGUCUUUGGCUUCAUGUUCACUGUCUCUGGCAUGAAGGGGGAAACUCUGGGGAACAUCCCUCUGUUGGCCAUCGGGCCAGCCAUCUGCCUACCAGGCAUCGCAGCCAUUGCCCUGGCCAGGAAAACCGAGGGAUGCACCAAGUGGCCUGAGAAUGAGCUCCUCUGGGUCCGCAAGUUACCCUGUUUCCGGAAACCCAAGGACAAGGAAGUGGUGGAACUGCUGAGGACCCCGUCAGACCUGGAAUCCGGCAAGGGGAGCUCAGAUGAACUGGCUAAGAAGGCAGGCCUCAGAGGGAAGCUGCUCCCACAGGGGCCAGGUGAGGUGCCUAUGGCCAGCUCCAUUACCACCCCCACCCCCACAGAGGAAGCAGAAUGCCAGAGUCUAGUCCAGAGUGGGCGUCAGGAGGAGACGUCCAGAUAUCUGGAUGGCUACUGCCCCUCGGGCAGUUCCCUCGCCUACAGUGCCUUGGACGUCAAGGGCUCAGCUGACCGCCCAGAGCCCGAGGACAGCAUCUUCUUUGUACCCCAGGACAGUAUCAUCGUCUGCUCCUACAAGCAGAACAGCCCUUAUGACAGAUACUGUUGCUACAUCAAUCAGAGCCAAGGCAGGUGGGACCACGAAACAAUAGUCUGAUCUGAGCAGCCAAGGGUCCCGUGUUGACAGACACGUUGCUACACUCAGCUCCCAAUGGAAGAAAAUCUCUGCUCCAACAGCCUUCGUACACUUAGAAACUGGCAUGGUAUGUGAUGGGGUGCAGACCUCUGGUGCCUAAUACUUGUGUAAAUACGCAUGUAGGGGGCAGAUUUUAGGGACGAGCUGAGGUUUACUUCUCUUUAGGGAAGAGGAAGUAAAUAGGGGGAAAAAGUUCCAUUUGCUUCUGAACAAUUUAAACAAUGUGGAAUGCUUUGUAAAGCAGCCCCCAAAGAGCUAGAAAGCCCCUGGUAACAGUCAGGGCAUCUAGAGCCAGGUAUCAAAGGAUGCAGGGCUGUCCACACAGAAGCUGGCUGCUUGUGCCUGAAGAAAGGGGAGGGAAAGUUUGUGAUCCUUUAUACAAAAUGAGUUUUGCCUGUUGAAAAGCUUUUCAUGUAUGGCAGCUGCUGGGAGAAAUAAAAAUCAAGACAGAAUAGGUAAACCCUCCUCCUUAAAUGGGUUGGAUUUUGGAGGAAGGGGACUUAAAUAUAGCUGGAAUGUAUAAUUGAGUCCUGGAUGCUAACAAGGUCACUUUUCAAAUAAAGUGUUGAUUCUGUUAUGUGAAAAGUUAUUAUUUCAGAUGGCUGUGUUACGUCUUAAGCUCUUCAUUUGUGUCGAUUUGCUGGAACUUUAUCUGAAGUUUUUAAAUAUUUACUAACAUUCAUGUAUUUCCUUACCAGGUGCAAAAUGACUUGAUGUAAUAUUUUCAUAGAUUAGAAUUUCUUUUUAUCAAGACAAAACAAAACUUACACACACACACUAUAUAUGUCUCUCUGUCUUCAACAUUUCGUAGAGGCAUGUACUAGGAAUUACUAUAUGCCUUUUAAAACAUGAAACUGCAAAGGGAAUUAACUAGUCCUGAACAUUCUGAAAACUCUGAAUGAAAUGCAAUGGUCAUAAGCCUCUGGAAAUGCUGUCAUGUGUACGUUUGAUCAACAACCUCCCGCCCCCAACCACGACUGUAAAUGCCAAUGAAACAAGAGUUCAUUUAUAAGAUUGAAUUGAAGCUGAUAUUUCAUUAAGUUCACUGGACCAGUAAAAUUUACAUGAUAAAAAUCUCAGUAUUUCCUAUUUUGUGGCUGAGGGAAGAAACAUUGUAAUAGUAUCCUAAAAUUUACUUCCUGUUUUUCUUGCUUAAUUGCAACCGAUAAGAAUAAUCAGCUGAAAUGUCAUUUUACCCCUCUUGUAAGAAUAAAUGCAUUUAUAGGAACAGUGACAGAUUUAGUCUUGAGAAUUAGGAUUAUUUUAUACUCUUCAAUGAAAUUUAAUUCUAAUUAUUAUGCCAAAUAGUUUUAGUCACCCCCCAAAAGGUGACUUGAGGACAAAAAAAAUGGGGAGCUCAUCUCUUUUAUGUAUUUGAAGUUCAACUCUGUGAUUCUUAGGUCAACCGUCCUUAAGAAUUAUACUCGUAAAAGUCAUAAUUUUUGAAUGAUGUUUGAGAUCAAAAGUAUGUCAUCUUUUUAGUCAGGCCUCAAUGUCUGGAAAUGAGAUGCUUGAUCCUGGACAGAGUUCAUCUUCCAGCUCUUCAGUUUCCUACUCUAUGGAAGAGGAAUGGGGGAAAGAAAGACUGAUUUACUCUAAAUUGUUUGCCGCAUUCAUUCCCAGGUAGCAUAUUCUAAAAUAGUAAAUCAAAGGGGAUUACUGUAUGUUGCAGCAAGUAAACUACAGCAAAAUGCAUGCCCAUGUUAUGCAAUACAUGGUCAAAGCCAUGCAAUGUGGAUUAAAUUGUUACUACUCAAAAGAAUUCUAUAGAUAUAUGAAAGCAGAUGUAUUCCAUUACUAAAUAUUAUCUAUUAGACACCAAUGCAUUCCUGGGCACUGAAACUGAAAAUAUGGAGGGUAAGAUAUUUUUGAAGAAAAAAAAAUGUUUUAAUGUUGAUGCAAGCCGAAGCAAUGCCAUACAGCUUUGCAGCCCAUGGGCCUGACGCAGGACUGUGGUGGUGAGGGGAAGUUUCCAAAGUCUCAAUAGCUGUUUCAAAAGCAGAAAAUACGAUUUAUAUAGAGAAGGUUAUUGGAAAUGCAGUAACAAAGUUUUCCCCCAUGCUUGCCACUGACAUGCUUGCUUGCAUUGUCAGAAGCAAGAGGGUAGAACAAUGCUUGUUUGGGCUCAGCAAGUCCUCCAUGGGUCUGAGGAGAGAGGACUGGAGUGUCCGCUAAGGUCUGAAAUUUGGGGAAGUUGCCUUCUGGAAACAGUUUAGAAUUUUUCACAUCAUGUGUACGUGUGUGCACAGAGUCCCGUUUCCAAGUCAAGGGUCAAAUACUGACUUAGAGAUAUAAGCUAUUUUUAAUCACAUUUUCAAGUUGCAUUUCAGGAAAAAAAAAUUCUUCCAUUUACCUAUUUAAAAUACAGAAGCUAUCUAAGUAUACUUUUGUGUGUGUUUUCCUGUGCUAAAUGAAUUGGUUUCAGAUGUUGAGCUGGGAGAUUUAACCUUCUUCACCCAAAGAAUAAAAUGUGAGUUGUGACUUGUGUGGAUUUUUCUUAGCAUCUUCCACUGAGCCACCCCCUCCUCUGUGCUGUGAGGCGGCCUGUGUCCUAAUCAACACUGUGGUUCUAUUCGAAGUGAACCUGUUGUUCUUUUGAACAGCGAUAUAAGAAAGGGGACAAAGGUGUCCCAAGCCCUUAGAGGAAAAGGGAACAUUCCACUCAUUCAAACCUACAGCCUGAGAAAUUACUAAUGUUAUCAUAAGAAGCAAGAGGGCUGUUCCUUGACUCCUUUAAGAACUCGCAAGCUGCUAGAAAUCAAAAUAGGCACUAGUUCCUCUUCCUUUGCUAUUAAGUUAAAAUACUCAUUUUCCACUUAAUGCAAGGUAGGCAUUCUACUUUUGAAAUGUCUCCAUUCAACUUCUCUUGCUGUGUGUCCCUACUUAAUUAGGACCACAGGUUCUUUCCCCAUCUGCCUAUUUCUCGAUUCCUAAAUGUGAAUUCAGCCAAGACACACAAGCUGGAGCAUUGGACAACUGUUUCAAGAUUUACUCUCUGUUGCGACCAUUCUGGGGGAGGGAUCCAAGUACAGUUAGGUUCGGGCUCUCCUCCAGCUCAGCUUAUCAACUGCUCCGAAGUGUUCUCAGUACUGUGGAUCCUGACAUCUACUGAGCAGACACACACAGAGGAGGAGGGAGGGUUAACGACGCUUCUCUCCACAGGUUCGGAUGUCUGCUUACUAGGGGCGGCCCUCUGUGCCCACGGCACUGACUGCUGAAUUCACUAUCUUUGCCACCAUUGUGAUUUUUAUCA
Molecule: messenger RNA, 5036 nt
Organism: Alexandromys fortis (reed vole)
Lineage: Eukaryota; Metazoa; Chordata; Mammalia; Rodentia; Cricetidae
Gene: Tmem215
Product: transmembrane protein 215
Exons: 2
Coding region: 1049-1744 (231 amino acids)
Source: RefSeq, a predicted model, not a curated record